UCACCUGGAUUGAGCCGACCAUGAGCUGGUAGUGCAAAGAUAAGAUUUUUUUUUCUUCCAUGGAAUCCAAUCUUUUAUGCACCAGGUACUAUCACAGAAAGAAGAGGAAGAGAGAAAAGAAAAGGCCAAAAACAGUGAAUAAUUGAAUGGCUCGUCCACUUGGAGAAUCCUGCUUCUCUCUCAGUUUUCGGCAACUCAUUAGGGAGUUUCCUGGAAACCUGAGCAUUUCCUAAAAGUCAUAUGUACUUGACUAUUUAAGGCGAAGCCGGAAAAGAAUCCUGUUUGAUUGAUUGAUGUUAGUAUUGUCAACUACUCCCAGUCCCUGUAAACAUUUUACUCUUUGAAAACCCAAAUCCAUGGAUCUUCUCAGUCAGUUGCGGGGACAGAUUGCUGAUUUCUCAGCUUUUCUCUACCGAGAGGGUUUUGUGGACGAUCAGUUUACUCAGUUGCAGAAGCUGCAAGAUGAGAGCAGUCCUGGUUUUGUGGUGGAAGUGGUGUCUCUUUUCUUUGAAGAUUGUGAGAAGCUCGUUAACAAUAUGGCCAAAGCUUUAGAACAGCAGAUUGUAGAUUUCAAGCAGGUAGAUUCUCAUGUUCAUCAAUUGAAGGGUAGUAGUUCUAGCAUUGGUGCAGCAAGAAUUCAAAAUGUCUGCAUUGCCUUCAAGACUUACUGUGAAGGCCAAAACCGUGACGGGUGUGUGAGAUGUCUCCAACAAGUGAAUCAUGAGUGCAUUCAACUGAAGAACAAUCUUCAAGCUUUAUUCAAGCUUGAGCAACAGAUAGUCGCUGCUGGAGGAUCAAUUCCUGCGAUGCAAUAGGUAUUGUCAAAACCCUACUUCCUUUUGACAGGAGCAGGAAGGUGCAGGUUGAUGGUUCAGAUAUUCAUUUUGUCUUUAGACCUAGACUGAGUUCAAGCAGCUUUGACUUGAGAAUUUGUGUGUGGAGUAGCUGUGAAUGAGGAUUCUACAUCUGAUGCUGCAAAGUGUAUGUUUCGUUUGUUUUUCAGAGGUUUAAAUUUGCAUUUAUCUGACUAGAAUGGUAGUCUUCUUGUUGUCUCUAGGCACAUCAUGCUUUAGAAAAUCAGUGUAGUCUAAAAAUGUGGAAGCCAUCGAAUGCAAUGUAGAAGAUGAAUUUCUAUGAAGAAAUAAUGUUUCCGUGGAAAAACUAUCCUUUCAGAGCA
Messenger RNA from Populus nigra (black poplar), 1177 nucleotides. RefSeq names its product histidine-containing phosphotransfer protein 5-like. The transcript is spliced from 6 exons. Gene Ontology annotation, molecular function: protein histidine kinase binding; histidine phosphotransfer kinase activity. Gene Ontology annotation, cellular component: cytoplasm; nucleus. The coding region runs from base 357 to 815 and encodes 152 amino acids. Gene Ontology annotation, biological process: cytokinin-activated signaling pathway; phosphorelay signal transduction system; phosphorylation. The record is from RefSeq and is a predicted model, not a curated record. NCBI's taxonomy places the organism in Eukaryota, Viridiplantae, Streptophyta, Magnoliopsida, Malpighiales, Salicaceae.